AUGAGUGGCGACAUCAUAUGCCUGCAAAAGAGGGUGCCAUACGCGGAAUACCGUGAUCUCGAGCAUCCUACUGUGCGGAGCUUUCUGGAGUACAUCAAAGACGGAAUAUCAGUCAAUUUCAGGCCACUGAGCAGCCCCAAGGAAGAGGGCUUCCUCCUGGAGUUCCUGAAGACGGCGAGCUAUGACAACGUGUGCAGCGAGCUCGCGCAGCACCUCGGGCUUGAUGAUCCCCAGAAACUGCAGCUGACACAGCACAACAUGUACGCUCACCAGCCCCACAGGAAUCCAAUCAAAUACCAUGGAGCGGACAACCUGGAGGCCAUGAUCAUGCGCCACUGCCCCAACAUCCUGUACUACGAGAUCCUGGACGUGCCCUUGCCUGAGCUGGAGAGGUUGAAGUGCCUGAGAGUGCAAUUCCACAAUGAGAAAUGCGAGUGCGUUGGGGAGCACCAGGUGCGCCUACCAAGGGACAAGGGUGUGGGCGACCUGCUGGGAGAGCUGAGAAAGGAGCUUGGGGAGGAGUACGAGGGGAAGCCCAUGCGGCUGAUGGAGGUGUACCACGGCAAGAUUUUCAAGGUGCUCAGGCACGACACCACCCUGGACACCCUGAACGCGGACUACUGGCAGUACCGGGCGGAGGUCAUUCCCGAAGACGAGCGGGAGGCCCACCCCGGUGAGCACAACCUCCUCCACGUGUGCCACUUCAGGACGGACGAACGCUCCGACGGCAUUGCCACCGCCUUCGGGGACCCCUUCUGGCUGCGCGUGCGGCGGGGCGAGACCCUAGCAGACAUAAAGCCGCGCAUCCAGGACAAGCUGGGCGUGCCCGGCGACGACUUCGCUAAGUGGAAGUUCGCGUUCAGCGCCCGGCAGAUGCACCACCCGUUGGAGCACCUGGACGACGGAGACGACGUGCUGUCCAGGUUUCCGCGCACGCCCCUGUUCUCACUGAACAACUGCCGGUACUACGGCGGAGAGUACUGUUUCCUGGGGCUGGAGCAUCGGGACAUGCGGCCCCAGAGGGCUGCGCAGCAUGGUAAGUACACUUUCGAGAGGCCCCUGAGGAUCAACAACUAG
Messenger RNA from Ostreobium quekettii, 1077 nucleotides. NCBI's taxonomy places the organism in Eukaryota, Viridiplantae, Chlorophyta, Ulvophyceae, Bryopsidales, Ostreobiaceae. The record is from the annotation of a GenBank genome assembly.